CUCCUCCACUCAAAACGGAGCCAUAUGAGGUGAACCUGCUUUACUAGCGGUCACAGUGGAUGCAUUGUGGUAGUCAGCUAACGGUGGCAUAACAUCUUACGAUGAUAUCGGCUAGCCUGGUGGCUGGUUAGUUAUUUGUCACCACAGCCUUCAAAAAAUUUAGGUAGCUAGCUGGCUGUCUGCCUAGGCCGAUGUUACUGGCGGAAGAGAGGAUACAUUUAUUUUCUUCCAUCAUGUCGAAGUCGUUCCGUUAUUUUUAGCUAGCACUGCAGGCUAGGGUUAAAGUUAGCUUGCAGCUAAUAGCGGCAAGUAAAGCGUGACUAAUCGGUCUGUUGUUCAAAAAACAAUACUAAUGGAACAGUGGCAGGAAGCGGCCUCUGAGCAGUUCAAGCUGGUUACAAAUCGUCUGAAUGAACUGCUGUCCAAAGGCCUGGGGCUGUUGCGCUCCGAGUUCGGUUUGGAUUUGGGACUGAAGCCUGAGCUUAUACCGCCAUGGGUGAUCCUCUUAGCGGCAUGCACCGGACUAGUGCUAAUGUUCGCCCUGUGGGCCGCAGUCUACCGGGCUGUCUUCAAGAAACGAUCCACUGUAAGCCCUGUGGACGACGGCAUUGAAGUAAAGCGAGGUGUCAGUAAACCAGUCAAGUCCGAGGAACCGAAGAGAAAGAAGAAGAAGGCGGAAAAGGCACGUAAUAAAGCCCAGUCAAAUGGGAGAGCUGUUGCUGAACCACAGGAAGAAGCCAUACUUUCGGAAGAGAUAGUGCCACAUCACCAGCCGCCCCCAUCAGAAGUCAAGGCUGAGAAGGUUGCAGAGGGAAAGAAAUCUAAGAAGAAGGCCAAACAGACUGUAAAGGAGGUAAAGACGGUGACUACAGAUGGAAAAGAACCAGAAGAAGGCACAUGGGAAACCAAGGUCAGCAACAAGGAGAAGCGUGAGCAACGCAAGAAGGAUAAAAGUUCCAGUGAUGGCUCAGCCAGUCCUGGAGGAGGGGCCACUCCUGUGAGCACUCCCCCAGGGCAACCCAAGGCCCCUGCAGCUUCUGGGUCUACCAACCAGAAGAAGAAAAAAGGAGAAUCUACAAAAGUGAAGGCAGAGAAGGUUGAAGCUAUUGUACCUCAAGUUAACAAUAAUGAGGUGGCAGCAGCAUCUGUUGGUGUGCCUGAUGUGACUGUAAAAGUUCCCGCCCACACGGUUCCUAAGAGGACAGAUCCCUGGACAACCAGCAGAGAGAAAGAGUCACUGUGGAGUGGGGAUAUUAAUGAGUCGUGGACGGUUAUUGAAAAGGGGAUUCCCACAGCUGAGCGAAAUCUUGUGUCUUUAGCUGGACUCAGUGCUGAGCCUGUGAGGGACCUGUCCUGGCUCAGUCAGCCCCGAGUGGACGACGAGUGGUCUGGACUCAAUGGUGGCUCAGUCGACCCCAGCUCUGACUGGAACGCCCCCUCUGAAGUCUGGGGCAACUAUGAAGAGCCGACUUCUGAGCCCCCUCCGGCUCAGGAGCAGCCCCUCCCUGAGCCCACCAAGGUUAAUCUGCUGAUUGGGGCCGCUGACGACGAUGAUGAUGAGAAGGACAAAGGAGAGGCCGCUGUUGAUGGGGCAGCUAAAACUAAAAAGAAGAAAAAGAAGAAGAAGAAGGCUCCUGAAGAGGCAGCUGGGCAGGGUGAGGAGCCAGAGAAGGAGGCGGCACCUGUAGCCUCGGUGAAGAAGCAGCCACCUGUUCAGGAGAACACUGCUGCCGUCCCGCCUGUCAAGGCAGCUGCUGUGGAGACCAGAGUGGAGCAACAAGUGAAGGACAACAUAUCCCAGAAACCCCCUGUCACACAAGUGCCACAGAAGCCAAGUGAUGGUGAGCCCACCGCCAAGCAGAACAACCUCUCUGCUCCAGUACAACAAAAAAAACCUGAGGAGAGCCAAGCACCCAAGCCGGCAAAGAAGAAGAAGGCGAGGAGAGAGACAUGAGACCGAGUCCACUCUGCAGACCUCUGUAUGCAAAAGACUUCAUAUCCUGUUUAUGCAACACCUUUUCUGAGAUGAACUUCGAUCUAAGGUCUUCAUGAUGGACUUAAACCUUAAAACCUGUCUGGAAAUUGAAACAACUUUUAUACACGUUGAGUGUCAGCCGAUGGAUCAUUGAAAACUGAAACUAGAUGCAGUGCAAUCUAAUGUAAUGCGGUGUUAAUGAUUUUUACGUAUGCAUUUGAUACUCUUGAUUCUGUCUUCUAAUUCCACUGAAUCAAAUAACUGAUUGAAAGAGCUGUAUUGUAGUAAUUAGACAUGUAGAAAAUACUGAUCAUGUUUAGAAAUUCGAUGUUGUGGCUAACGACUGGAGUUUACUGUGUAGAGAAUGAAAACGGUCAACAUACAUCAGGUCACACAACUCUGGGCCACAACGAUCAACUGGCCUUUGCUUUUGAUGUCGUCUUUGUUUUUGCUCUUUGUGAGACAUGAAGGUACAGUGAGCACCGUUGGACAAACAGUGGAGAGAUUAAAUGUUAAUUUCGCAUCAACGGUUUUGGCUCAGCGGUGUGUAAACAUAUGUGACUUAAAUGAGAGGUCGGGUGCAGAAAAGGGAAUCACGUACGCUUUGCAUUCUUGUUUGGGACUGCAACAUUUCAGUUGAGUCAGUCCAUCUGGUUUGUCCCUUGUCUGAUGUUAUACCGCAGUGUUUCAAGACAACUGUUUCCUUGUCCAUUUUUUUUUUUUUGUUUGUUUUGUUUUGUUUUUUUUAAAUAUCUGACUGCUUUUUUUUGGCCGUGUGGGAGCCUCUGAUCAUAGAUGUGUUGUUGCAAAGUCAACAUCUCCAUGAUUUUCCACCUGUGGUUGAUUGUAAAGUCUUCAGAACCUUUUGUAAAACCUGUUUGUAAUAAAAGAAAAGCUAAAGCCAUAUGUAAAAAGACUAAAUAAAGGCCAGUUUUUCUACA
Scatophagus argus is the source of this 2916-nucleotide messenger RNA. RefSeq names its product protein LYRIC-like. The transcript is spliced from 13 exons. Gene Ontology annotation, molecular function: transcription coregulator activity. NCBI's taxonomy places the organism in Eukaryota, Metazoa, Chordata, Actinopteri, Scatophagidae. Bases 353 to 1954 code for a protein of 533 amino acids. The record is from RefSeq and is a predicted model, not a curated record. Gene Ontology annotation, cellular component: nucleus. Gene Ontology annotation, biological process: negative regulation of apoptotic process; positive regulation of canonical NF-kappaB signal transduction; regulation of transcription by RNA polymerase II.